Messenger RNA from Musa acuminata AAA Group (dessert banana), 662 nucleotides. RefSeq lists its product as uncharacterized. The record is from RefSeq and is a predicted model, not a curated record. The transcript has 4 exons. The coding region runs from base 138 to 518 and encodes 126 amino acids. NCBI's taxonomy places the organism in Eukaryota, Viridiplantae, Streptophyta, Magnoliopsida, Zingiberales, Musaceae.
GUCGUGAUUGGUAGCGGGUUUGGAGGGGAUACUUCGGUCUGUUCGUGUGGCGAUCUUGUGGAGAUGACCUAUUUUAUUGAUCGUCCGUGCUGGACCUCGUACGGCACCCUCCGUUCUCAUCGCUGGAUCACCGACGAAUGCCGCCGAUUUCCGAGACCGGGGAUCCCUCGAGAACGGACAUCUCCGAUCUGGUAUCCGCCCCCCAGAUCUCUUUGAGGCCAUUCCUCGAACAGGUGGUAGACGUAAGUCGUAACCCUCCUCCCUCCUCCCUUCGGCGAUCGCUUCUCUUCCUGGGUAGGUCCGGCGUCCAAGAAGAGGCUGGAGAUACCGCGGAGGAAAACGGUAAAGAGACGGAGUUGCGAGCAAGAAAGAAAAGCUGUUCACAGUGGGCAAGAAAAAUGGCGCCUUGCUGGAUCUCCUGCAGGCGAUUCAUUCAAGAGGUCGGGCUUUCACCUCCCCUGCACAAGAGGUACGCAAACAAAAAGGCCUGCUCUCUUUCCAAUAAUCACAAAAAGUAGAACCAGGGGUGACGAAUCAACACUGUUUAUGAUCAUCUCUUGGUAAGUAACUUCUUUCUUCCACCUACAUAUAUUUGUAGUAGGAAUAAAAACCCCACAGAAAUAUAAGAGCAGGGCUUCAGUCUCUCACACCCAAGAAACACA